CGGCAGCCCUACACAACUUGGGGCCCCUCUCCUCUCCAGCCCUUCUCCUGUGUGCCUGCCUCCUGCCGCCGCCACCAUGACCACCACCAUCCGCCAGUUCACCUCCUCCAGCUCCAUCAAGGGCUCCUCCGGCCUGGGGGGCGGCUCGUCCUGCGCCUCCUGCCGGCUGUCUGGUGGCCUGGGUGCUGGCUCCUGCAGGCUGGGAUCUGCUGGCGGCCUGGGCAGCGCCCUCAGGGGUAGCAGCUACUCCAGCUGCUACAGCUUUGGCUCUGGCGGUGGCUAUGGCAGCAGCUUUGGGGGCGUUGAUGGGCUGCUGGCCAGAGGUGAGAAGGCCGCCAUGCAGCACCUGAAUGACCGCCUGGCCUCCUACCUGGACAAGGUGCGCACUCUGGAGGAAGCCAACACUGAGCUGGAGGUGAAGAUCCGUGACUGGUACCAGAGGCAGGCCCUGGGGCCCGCCCAUGACUACAGCCAGUACUACAGGACAAUCGAGGAGCUGCAGAACAAGGUAGGACCUGCUGAUGUGGACAGCCAGGACCUGGAGCUGCAGGUCCGAGCAGCCUGGGCUGAAGUCCCUGAUUCCCACGGCAGGUUUGAGACAGAGCAGGCCCUGCGCCUGAGUGUGGAGGCGGACAUUAAUGGCCUGUGCAGGGUGCUGGAUGAGCUGACCCUGGCCAGAGCCGACCUGGAGAUGCACAUUGAGAACCUCAAGGAGGAGCUGGCCUACCUGAAGAAGAACCAUGAGGAGGAGAUGAACGCCCUGCGAGGCCAGGUGGGCGGUGAGAUCAAUGUGGAGAUGGACGCUGCCCCAGGCGUGGACCUGAGCCGCAUCCUGAACGAGAUGCGUGAGCAGUAUGAGAAGAUGGCAGAGAAGAACCGCAAGGACGCUGAGGAUUGGUUCUUCAGCAAGACAGAGGAGCUGAACCGCGAGGUGGCUACCAACAGCGAGCUGGUGCAGAGCGGCAAGAGCGAGAUUUUGGAGCUCCAGCACACCAUGCAGGCCUUGGAGAUCAAGCUGCAGUCCCAGCUCAGCGUGAAAGCAUCCCUGGAGGGCAACCUGGCGGAGACAGAGAACCGCUACUGCAUGCAGCUGUCCCAGAUCCAGGGGCUGAUCGGCAGCGUGAAGGAGUGGCUGGCCCAGCUUCGCUGCGAGAUGGAGCAGCAGAACCAGGAGUACAAGAUCCUCCUGGACGUGAAGACGCGGCUGGAGCUGGAGAUCACCACCUACCACCGCCUGCUGGAGGGCGAGGAUGCCCACCUGACUCAGUACAAGAAAGAACAUAAGCAUCUUCCGGUGACCACCCCUCAGGUGCGUACCAUUGUGGAAGAGGUCCAGGAUGGCAAGGUCAUCUCCUCCCACGAGCAGGUCCACCAGACCACCCGCUGA
Molecule: messenger RNA, 1387 nt
Organism: Pongo pygmaeus (Bornean orangutan)
Lineage: Eukaryota; Metazoa; Chordata; Mammalia; Primates; Hominidae
Product: keratin, type I cytoskeletal 17-like
Exons: 8
Coding region: 77-1387 (436 amino acids)
Biological process (GO): intermediate filament organization; epithelial cell differentiation
Cellular component (GO): cytoskeleton
Molecular function (GO): structural molecule activity
Source: RefSeq, a predicted model, not a curated record